Stegostoma tigrinum is the source of this 4540-nucleotide messenger RNA. Its product is annotated as interleukin-27 subunit beta-like. Bases 1070 to 1996 code for a protein of 308 amino acids. Gene Ontology annotation, biological process: cytokine-mediated signaling pathway. Gene Ontology annotation, molecular function: cytokine receptor activity; cytokine binding. Lineage: Eukaryota; Metazoa; Chordata; Chondrichthyes; Orectolobiformes; Stegostomatidae. The transcript has 7 exons. The record is from RefSeq and is a predicted model, not a curated record. Gene Ontology annotation, cellular component: signaling receptor complex; external side of plasma membrane; membrane.
UGAUGAGUUCUAUCUGGUCAGGAUAUUGCCUCAUACCAAGGGAACCCAUACUCAAUGAGAUUCAUUAGUGAUUCCCCCAUGGGCCUUGUAGCAGUUAUCACAGACUGUUACUGGGAGGAGCUAACCAGUUCUGCGUUUGUACUCACAGUAGACAAUCGAGCAUCUCAGAUGUAAUGUAAUUAGCUUCCUUAAGAAAUGUGUUUUUAAUGUUCAAAGAUUGAGCCUAUCUGAAGUGAAAUCAUGGCAUUGGAGUCUUAAACUUCUAUCAACAGAAAGGAUUAGCGGUAGGAAAUUGAGGCAAGGCCUAAUUGGCCCCAACAGAAAUAAAAAUAUGUAAGAAUUAUCAAUGUGUAAUUCAUUCUGCUAAGUCAAUGGCAGAUGAUAAAGGUGGCAGAGUUUCCUGGUCUGCCCCAGAACCAUGUAGUAACUGGAGCACACCAGCCUCUCCACAUGAAAAAACUCCAUAAGCAGGCUAGGCAGUAACAAGAACUGCAGAUGCUCAAAGUCAGAGUUGAUACAGUGUGGAGCUGGAGGAACACAGCAGGUGAGGCAACAUCAGAGGAGUAAGAAAAUCGUCAUUUCGGGUCAGGACCCUUCUUCAGGACUGCCAUGUGCAAGAAUCAUCCUUAUUCUGAGGGACUACUAGACACACUCCUAUGUUUAAUGGGAAAUUGUGCAAACAAUUCACUGUGCCACAACAACGCAUGCUAUUGGAUUCAUAAUUCUCUUGGUCUGCAUUCAGCAGUUGACUGUGACUGGAUACUUCAUUUCGUUGUCUUUAUGACAUCCAGCAAGAUCACUCUGGCUGGUCUAAAAGCUCAUCUCAAAGUGUAGCGGCUUCUUUAAGAUGCUGUAUUUAAUUACAAAAUGGGUUUGUUGUUGACAACAUUUCCUCAGCAUGCAUAGGGCAAACAGGGCUUCACUCCACAAGGAAACAAUUUAUGGCUGUUUAUAAACCUCAGGGUUAACUUAGUGCACGCAGCCAGUAGUUUCCACAUCAGGAUUAAUUGUGCACAGUGAGCCAUAUUUGCUUUUCAGCUCACAGGUGCCCAAGAUUUAUUGAUUCAAGAUGUACCUGAGGCUGACUGUAAUUCUUGGUGCUGUGAUGAUGCUGCUUCAUAUCAUUGGCAUAACAGUGGGGCAAGCCAUUGGGGAUGACAUUGUCACACAGUACGGUCAGAUCGGAGCAAGUGUCACACUCACCUGCGGCAACAUAGAUAACGGAGCGGUUGAAUGGCAGCUGAAUGACUCAAAAAUCAUUCAGACCAGCAAUGUGGAACUAACAAGAACAAAACUCACUCUUUUCAACAUCGAUGUGUCCCAAGAAGGUCAAUACAGAUGUCGCAAUCUGGAGUCAGGCAAAACUUACAGAACAAUCUCAUUGAUGUUAGGCUAUCCACCAGGAAAGCCUCGGGUCACCUGUCGAUCAGUGAGAUAUCCUCUGAAUGUGGUCUGCUUGUGGAAGCUGGAAAAUCAAACCUACCUUCCCACACGGUUGAAUGUCUUAUACAGGUAUGGAGCUGAAGAUGUCAAUCAAUGCUCAGCUGAAGAGGUAUUGCAGGGCAACUGCACAAUCGAGGGAAUUAAACUCUUUUCAAAGAUUCCCUACACAGUGAAGGUGACAGCAACAAACCCUCUAGGAUCCAGAUCGACUAUUACACAAUUUAUUGUGGAGAAGAUAAUCAAGCCAGAUCCACCAACAAAAGUCAGUGUUUCUCCGAUACCCAACCAACCAAAGAAAUUAUUGUUGCAAUGGAAGCCACCCGCCACGUGGCCCGAUCCAAGUCUGUUUCUGUUGAAGUACAGGAUAAUGUACUGGCCUGAGGGAUCAACCAGAUAUCAGAUGAUUGAGAUCAACGAUCAAGCUAGUUAUAUCCUGAGUGGCCUGCGAUCCAAAGCUUUAUACUUUGCAAAAAUCGCAGCAAAGGAUUUUGUUGACAAUGGCAUGUACAGCGAUUGGAGUCCGACUGUUUCUGCACGCCUGUGGUCAAACUGAGAGGAGAAACUGUCUGUGCACUGAUGUUUCUGAAGUUAAAACCAGUAACAGUGUGCAGACGCAAACACAAUAAUUCUCAUGAACUUCCAUCAAAAGAGCAGGAACAAGGAUAAAACACCUCACUGAAAUAGAAUUAAACACUGCACAUAUCCCUUAUGCUUUUAGUGUGUCUUUUCACUGCAAAUCUUUUCCUAAGCUGUGCAAAAUGUAUUAAUAUGUUAUUUUCAAUAUAUUAGUGCAGUAAUUAUGUUAUUGGAUCAGUAACCAGGUUUAGAAUAAUAGUUGGAAAAAUAUAUUUGAAGCACAGCAGCUGGGAGAUUUAAGUUUAGUAAAUGAGUAAAUCUGGAAUAAAAAGCUUGUAUCAAUAAUGACAGCAUUACCAGAUUGUUACAAAAAUUUGUCUGAUUCACUAUUAACCUUUAGGGAAAGAAAUCCCCAGUCUGACUUACAUGAGACUCCAUAUCCACAGCAAUGUGGUUUCCUCUUGGCUACUCGCUGAAAUAUCGCAGCCAGCUAUUUGACUGUAUCAAGUCUCUACAUCAGCAUUGAAUAAAUUUGAACCAAAUAGACUACCAGACAUUGAUCUAUGCACCAAAAGGGUACAAAGGCCAGUUGACUUUGUAAUGUCCUCGUCACUGAGAUGUGGGAAUUUUUGCCAAAACUGGAGGAGCUGUCCCCCAGACAAGUGAAGUGACACUCUGACAAAGUUGUGCUGAUCAAAACAUAUCUUGCAGCCAAUUUCCCAUCACCUCAAUUAGCAUGCCUCAAAAUGACUCAUUUCGCCUACUGGAUAAAUUCUCCCGAUGUGACCAGAAGAAAUGUGAAUGGGAGUAUGCCAUUUGCCCCUUUGAGCCUCUUUAACUAUUCAAUAGGAUCAUUGAUGAUGUGACAUUCCUUGUGUCCACUUUCCUGCCUUUUCCUCACAACCCUUGAUUCCCGUACUGAUCAGUAAUCUAUCUACCUCAUCCUUAAAUUUACACAAGGGCUCUGCCCCGACAGUUCUCUGUGGCAAAGAGUUCCAAAGACUCUUAACCCUCUGAGAGAAGACAUUCCUCCUCAACUCAAUCUUAAAGUAGUGGCUCUUUAUUCUGAGACUGUGCCCCAUGGCCCUAGACUCUCCCGUGAGGGGAAGCAGCUUCUCAGCAUUUACCUUGUAAGGCCCCUUAAGAAUCCUAUAUGUUUCAAUUAGAUCAUCUCUCAUUUUUACUUCUAAACUCUAAUGAGUAAAGUCCAAUCAGUUUAUCCUUUGAUCAUAAGACAAUCUAUCAGGAUCAGAUCAUUCUAGCAAACCUUCUCUGAACUGCCUCCAGUGAAAUGUUACCUUUCCUUAGAUAACAGGACCAAAGCAGUUCACAGUAUUCCAGAUGUGGUCUCACUAGCACCUUGUACAGUUGCAGUAAGACUUUCCUACUCUUAUACUCCUACCUACUUGAAAUAAGGGCUGACAUUCCAUUAGCCUUCCUGAUUACCUGCUGCAUCUAUGUUUCAUGCACAAAUAUCCCCAAGUCGCUCUGUGUUGCAACUUUCUGCAAUUUUCUCCAUUUAAAUAAUAUUCUGUUUUUUUUGUUCCCUUCCAAAAUGAACAAUGUCACGUUUUCCCACAUUAUACUCCAAUUCCACGCAUAUAAGUUUUGCCUAUGUAACCUAUUGAUAUCUCGCUGUAGAUUCUUUGUAUCCCUCUCGCAAUUUUCCUUUCUGCCUAAUUUUGUGUCACCUUCAAAUUUAGCUACAAUACAUUUGAUUCUUUCUUCCAAGGCAUUGAUAUAUGUUCUAAACAAUUAUGGUCCUAGCAGUGAUCAUGACAGGACACACUGGAAACAGUGAUACAAUGAGUCAUUCGACCGUGACUCCAAAUAACACAUAGUUCAAGGCAUGAUGGGCAAAGAAACCUAACUCUAACCCACCUCUCUUCGAUGAUUAAUCAGUACUACUUCAUGUUGAGCAGCAUUUGGAAGAGGUAUAAAGGGUAAUAAAGGACAAAGUAAACUCUGGUGCAGGAAACUCUAAUAUCAAUCACCAAGAGUGGCUCAAUGACACUGCUGGCUCUGUUGGCCAAAAGAAAUGAAUUGAAUCUGUUUCAGGUAGUGAAAAAGCUUGUACGGGGGAAAGGUUACUUUACCUGGUUCUCACCAGUCUACCUAUCUCAGUACUGGCAGGAGCGACUGCUGCAUGGAGCCCAUGUGAGUAGUCUGCAUUGUGUUGUAUGACAGCACAACUAUGCUGUUUGCCUUUCUAAUUAAUAGAUGUUCCUGUGUAUUUACUAUCUAUGAUUCAUGUAUGAGAAUCCCUCUGGAUAUCCACAUCUACUUGUCUCUCAAAUGUUAGAAACUACUUUGCUUCUGUAUCCAGCUGAGCAAAUUGGUUAUGUAGUGAUUGGAACUGGGUGGAUCUUAUUGACUAUGAGAUAGCUGAUUGGGGUUAUUAACCUGGGCCAAUCAGGAAGCCUUGGCUGACCAAUAUGAACAGGGGACCAGUUCAGGAGAUUGACUCUGAGCUAGCUCACCACAGCCAGUGUACUGUGCACAAGUAAAUAAAGGGUGACUU